This is a messenger RNA of Oncorhynchus mykiss (rainbow trout), 4479 nucleotides long. Its product is annotated as adenylosuccinate synthetase isozyme 2. Gene Ontology annotation, cellular component: cytoplasm. Gene Ontology annotation, molecular function: GTP binding; adenylosuccinate synthase activity. Lineage: Eukaryota; Metazoa; Chordata; Actinopteri; Salmoniformes; Salmonidae. The record is from RefSeq and is a predicted model, not a curated record. Gene Ontology annotation, biological process: 'de novo' AMP biosynthetic process; IMP metabolic process.
UUUAAAAUAAACUAUAUUUCAGACCGCGCGCAGGGCUGGGUUGUAACCACUACUACCAAAGCCAGACUGCAGCGAAGAACGAGACGGACAUGUCGGAGAGCUGGAGAAAAGAUGCUGCGCAAAACGGUGCAGCCCAUAGCACUAGUAUAGAGCCACACGUGGCCAGACCAAAUGUUGGCAACAGGGUGACUGUAGUGCUAGGGGCUCAAUGGGGCGACGAGGGCAAAGGGAAAGUUGUGGACCUGCUCGCUCAGGACGCCGAUAUUGUUUGCAGAUGCCAGGGUGGUAACAAUGCAGGACACACGGUGGUGGUGGACUCUGUCGAGUAUGACUUCCAUCUUCUACCCAGCGGCAUUAUCAACCCUAAGGUUACUGCUUUCAUUGGUAAUGGGGUAGUGAUCCACCUGCCUGGCCUCUUUGAGGAGGCUGAGAAGAAUAUGCGCAAAGGCAAAAGUCUGGUGGGCUGGGACAAGAGGCUGAUCAUUUCAGACCGAGCACACAUUGUGUUUGAUUUCCAUCAAGCGGUCGACGGUGUGCAAGAGCAGCAGAGACAAGAGAAAGCGGGCAAGAACCUCGGAACAACGAAAAAGGGGAUUGGCCCAGUGUACUCAGCCAAAGCAGCCCGCAGCGGCCUCCGGAUAUGUGACCUCAUGUCUGACUUCACGCAGUUCUCUGAAAGAUUUAAAGUCUUAGCCUCGCAGUAUCAGUCUAUGUACCCGACCCUGGUGAUUGACAUCGAUGGAGAGUUGUGCAAGUUGAAGGAUUACGUGGAGAAGUUAAAGCAUAUGGUGAAAGAUGGCAUCUUCUACAUGUACGAGGCCCUACAUGGACCUCCCAAAAAUAUCCUGGUAGAAGGAGCCAAUGCCGCCCUCUUAGAUAUUGACUUUGGAACGUACCCUUUCGUGACCUCGUCUAACUGCACAGUAGGCGGGGUGUGCACGGGCCUAGGCAUGCCGCCUCAGAACGUGGGUGAGGUGUACGGCGUGGUCAAGGCCUACACCACCCGGGUUGGCAUCGGAGCCUUUCCCUCUGAGCAGUUCAAUGACGUUGGGGAGCUCCUGCAGACGAGGGGGAAAGAAGUGGGUGUGACCACGGGCCGUAAAAGGAGAUGCGGUUGGCUGGACCUCGUGCUCAUCAAAUAUGCCCACAUGAUUAACGGCUUCACUGCCUUAGCUCUCACCAAGCUAGACAUCUUGGAUGUGCUCCCUGAGAUCAAAGUUGGUGUGUCAUACUCUGUGGAUGGUGAAAAUAUACCUCAUUUUCCAGCCAACCAGGAAGUCUUACAAAAUGUUGAGGUUCAGUAUGCCACCCUGCCAGGUUGGAACAGUGACACCUCUGCCGUCAGAACGUUUGAUGAGCUGCCAGAGAACGCCCAGAAAUAUGUCCGCUACAUUGAGGAGCACCUCGGUGUGCCCGUGAAAUGGAUUGGAGUCGGAAAAUCUCGGGAGUCCAUGAUCCAGAUCUUCUAAGAGCUUCUCCUCCAGACCACACCCUCAGUCCCCUCUCCCUACCUCCAGAAGGCUUCCUGGUUCCAGGGGCCUGUGGCCUGGGAAGGUGGUCUCUGCUGCAUGACCCCCCCCUCCCCAUUGGAGACUCUCUGCCCCUCUGGUUGUUAAGAUGGAAGUACACUUCAGUUGCUUGCCAGCCUAUACCUGUUACUCCCCAUGUAUGGCUUGUGAGAAAGCCCCAUCUUCUGGCCUUUCUGGAUCUGCUCUUCUGCCACACUUGCACAUGCACUACAUACACACUCCUAUCCAUUCAAUAUCCCCAUAUUCAAGCCAAUGUUCAAGACUGUUCAGUAUGACCAUGUGUACAGAGCUGCAGUGGAACUUGGUUGAUUCAUUAACAGAUAUUUUGUGGCUGUACUGUGAUGAAAUCACUUGUGCCCGUUUGUGUAGAUGUAUUCUUUAUACCUAGCAUGAGCGCAUGGCCAUGAAACAGCCCUCUAGCAACUACAGAUUCCACGUGUUCUGCAUAGACAAUGGUUCCUGACAAUACCAGUCUCUGUAUUCAAAUUGCAGAAAAUGUAGAAUCUGUUUGUUACAAAGACCUUGUUCCCAGCAACAUGGCUAGAACGAAGCCAUUAUGCAAGAAAAUAUAUUUAGGUUCCAUUACAAUCUUAAAUGGGCCUUUUGGAGGUGUCGCAAUCAAACAACCUCUUCAUUUCCCCAGUUGACUAGAAAUGUUGUCUCAUUUCAAAGCAGUAAAAAGUUGUACUACUAAACAGUGAGCAGUUUAGGUCAGUUAGCAUGUUGAUGGGUCAUCUUGCUAUCAAACUCCACAUUUGAAAUGACGCAUGAAUGCAAUCCUAAAUUUAAGCUCCAACGCAAACAUGAUGUAGAUAUGCUAAACUCUAGUCUCAGGACUUCUACACGAUCAUAUCAGUGUAUUUUAUUUCUAGGACUAGGUAUGGUUGAUUCUGUUCUUCUACUAUUAGACGUGUGGGUGUUUCUGCAGAUGUAGUGUAUUAGACAGCAGAUUGUCUCCUGACUCAGUGACCACUGUAACAUGUGUUUCCCGUUUGUAUAUUAGUGAUUUGAAAUAGUUCUAUCUAAAUAUUUAAAAUUUAAAGACAUUAAAUGAUCUUGCCUGUUUUACGUAUGGAUUGAAUAUAUAAACCUCUGAAUGGCUCAAUUAUGAAAUAAAAGUAGUUACGGGGAGAGGCAUGUGUUCAAGUUCAACCUUGUACAUGAGGUGCCUAUUCAUGUAGAAUGGGAAAUUGCUCAAAUUAGUUUGCCUUUUAUCUGCAGGUCUCUACAGAGAUGGGUGUAGACUGCUGUGAAAGAAGGGCUUUCUACAUUGGUGGUUGAGUGGGUUCUCUGUUUUAUAUAUGGACGCGUCAGACCCCUUCCCCUUUUCCACAGGAAUGGGGUCUUUUUGUUACAGCCUUAUUCUAAUAAGGAUUCAAUGUUUUCCUCAUCAAUCUACACACAAUACCCCAUCAUGACUACGUGAACACAGGUUAUUAGAAAUGUUUGCACAUUUAUACAAAAUAAAUACCUUCUCUACAUAAGUGUUCAGUCCCUUUGCUAUGAGACUCCAAAUUGAGCUCAGGUGCAUUCUGUUUCCAUUGAUCACCCUUGAGAUGUUUCUACAACUUGAUUGGAGUCCACCUGUGGUAAAUUCAAUUGAUUGGACAGAGCUUGAGAGGCUCUGCAGGGAAGAAUCUCUCCAAAUAGAGGUGCCAACCUUGUAGCGUCAUACCCAAGAAGACUCGAGGCUGUAAUGGCUGCCAAAGGUGCAUCAACAAAGUACUGAGUAAAGGGUCUGAAUACUUAUGUAAAUGUAAUAUUUACAGUUCUAAACCUGUUGCUUUGUCAUUAUGGGGCAUUGUGUAGCUUGAUGAGGGGGGGGGUCCUAUAAAUCAGUUUUUAGAAUAGGGCUUUAAAGUAACAAUGUUGAGGCGUCUGAAUACUUUCCGAAUGCACUGUAGUUACGGUGUCGGGUACAUUCUUAUCUCAUAACUGCUCUACUGAAAACGGUGAUCUCUUAGCUUAUGUUCAUUGGUAAAGUCUGUUUCGUUGUUCCAUUUGGAUUUUAUGAUAUCAGACUUAUUUUAGUGGCCUUAAAUGUUAACCUGGGCCUUGUAUGUCAGAGGUAUUCAGACAUCUUUCUUUUCUACCUUGAGGCUCGUCUGUAAAUGAGUGGAUAGGUCAAAAGAAGGCUACACCAAAGCUUUCACCUACACUACGGUGAUGUCCUCAAGGAAGGAAGGGUGUAUUUUAUAAAUAGUCAAAACAGGGUCCAGGUCUUGAAGGUGGCUUAGUAUUGUGUUCUCUAUCCCACCACAUCAGCUCAACAUGGCAUGCUUAACAUUGUUGUUUGAGUGGGAUCCAAACAAAUUUGUCAGUUAAUUAGGCUUUGAGGAGCAAUGUGUAAAAUGAAUUGACAACGAGCCUCCUUCAGCCAAAAACAAAUGUGUGGGCUGCAAAAGGAGUUUUUGAUGCUUUGAGACAAAGGGAUGAAAUGUAGAGUACAGUGGAUCCUGAUCCAGGUGAAAAAUCCAGAUUUAGUUAAUGUUUGCUGUACAGUGUUUUUUCGUCCCAGCACUACCUUCCAAAGUCACCAAACUCCGUAAUAAUAUAAAUUAGUGCCAUUUUAAAAGAAACAUUCAUUGGCUUGAUGACUAGGUUUUAAUCUAACUCCACUUUUGAUCCUGUUUUCAUUUGAACAUUGCACAUGUUAACAUAUUUGGUCUUUUGUUUUUGAUACUAUUUACCUACUUUCAGUUCUGCAAUGUGUUGCUGCUUUGUUAACUCUAUAAGUGUGUGUAUAUGAAAUCCAAUCUGAUCGUCAUCUUAUUGUAGCUCGGUGUUCAAUAUGUUUGUUUUCGACUCGAGUUUUAUCAAAUGUCAUUUGUACAGUACUGGUCUUACAUUUUUUUUAAAUUACAAAGUAAUUUCAAUAUUAAACAACUUGUUAAUACAACCCUAGAACAAGAUUCCAACUAAUAAAUUAAACAUGAGAAAUAUAUCAUCA